Messenger RNA from Coniosporium apollinis CBS 100218, 1548 nucleotides. RefSeq lists its product as uncharacterized. The transcript has a single exon. The record is from RefSeq and is a predicted model, not a curated record. Lineage: Eukaryota; Fungi; Ascomycota; Dothideomycetes. The coding region runs from base 1 to 1548 and encodes 515 amino acids.
AUGAGUUUGAACAAUGCUGCCGUGCGCAUGGAUAUGGUGGCCAAGACAGCACGCGACAUCAUCAAUCGGCAUCCGCAGUCAACUCUGACGUACCCAUCUUUCAAGUCCACUUCAAAAGUCCGGCUCGCGUCGUUCAUGCAAACGUCCAUCGAGAUGUCAAUCUCCAUUUUUGACGCAAAACUGCAGGACCUGGCUACCUUGACUUCAGAAACGACUGUUGGUUUCGACUCGGAGCAGCUUGGAGCGGUAAGCGGCUCGUGUGCCGCAGAGAGCCUUUUGAUGACGUCGUACGUGAGCUCAAAGAAUACAGUGAUGAUAAGUGAUACACAGAAAGAUUUGGCGGAGAAGAAAGAGUACAAUCCACCGAAAUGCUUCAAAGUUCCGUCAAACAAACCUUCCAAUGCAGAAGUCGCGUCUCUGCGAGAGGUCGGAGGAGAGUUCUGUACCUCCUACAAUCGGUACAAUGCUCCAAGAAGUACCAACUUCCUGGUCUCCGCGACCACUACUCCCAGUACCACCACAGAAACUCGAACGGAGACUAUCGUGCAUGUUUCAACCUCAACAACAUUCCUCACUGAACAUACCAUGUUCACGGUCACAUCAGUCGUGCCAAGCACACAUUGGAUCCUGACACCUGGGGCCCAGCAGCUAGAGACUCAUUUCAAGAAGCGGGACGUCCCUGCCGCUACAAUUAAUUCGUUGGUUCGACAUCCGCACUCUCCACCCGCAGUGACUGCACCGACCUUCGCGAAGCGCGCCGUCGCAACACCUGCCAUGGUCGCAGGCUGGGAACCCACGAAAAUAUCAUACGCGUGCUCGCAAAUCGCCACCGGUACGGUCACCACGUCCUCCUACCAAUCCACAUCCACCGUCUAUUCCGGUGUCUCCACCGUUUUUAGCACUAGGACCGUCGGCGUGCAAGGACCAUUGGUGACCCAGUCUGUCACCUAUACGGUACCGCAGUACACCACGACAACCGUCACGGAAGGCGUGGUCACUUCUACUAGAGCCACCUCCUGCCCGCUGCAGACCCAGGUGUCGUGCUUCACAAUCACUGGCCACGGCGCUCCUCACAUCGAAGGCAAACCCCUUGGCAUGAAGGACGGGGAUGGCAAUCCUAGGUUCGAUAUCAACAUCGCUGAGCCAGGCGUGUUCUACCUAACCACCAACGGCACCUUGAUCGGCUAUCAAACGCCCUCCAAUCCAGGCAGCACCGAGCGGGUCGCGCUGUGUGGCUCCAGAGACAUAGAGUGGAUCAUGACGAUGAAACUGUGGGCGUAUCCGUCAUACCAGCGCGCGAUGUGCAGUCGAGAUUGCACGACUAAGACGCUGACGUGCACGACUAAGACGCUGACGUGUACGAACGCGGUGGAUGGUAGUGAUGUGAUGCACGUGUACAAGAACGCCGAUGAGGACUAUGACUCGUGGUAUGGGUAUGUGGACGAUCGGGAGUGGACACCGCGAUGGGGGACGGAUGAGGGCACGUGGUUUCGUACGGUUUAUCCCGUUCAACUGAGGUGGGAGGAGGAGUGCCCGUGUCAGUACUGA